AUGUCUUAUAGUACACGUAGAAGUGGUGGCUACGCUGGCCAGCAACAACAACGGCAACCUUCUCCACAACAGAAUGUAGGAAAUAUCGGCCAACGGAGGCCUGUAGUGACAAACAAUUUUGUUGCGGGUGGACAGCUGAAGCCUCCGGCCAAACCAGCAGGAACUGCUCAGCAGCAAAUUAGACCACCACAACAGGCACAGCAACAGUCUAGCACUAUCCAGUUUAGAAAUCAAGCUCAGACCCAACAGCAACAGACUAAACCGCAGCAAACAGCUGCGCAACAAGCGGCUGCGACAGCAGCUGCUCAACAACAAGCGGCGGCAGCAGCUGCUCAACAACAAGCGGCGGCAGCAGCUGCACAACAACAAGCGGCGGCGGCAGCUGCUACAGUAGCAGCUCAACAAGCGACUGCAGCGGCGGCUGCUGCAGCAGCAGCUGCACAACAAGUAACGCAACAUGCUGCUGCUGCACCGCAACUGGCCGAUACAAAUGGAACUGCAAUGGAAACGGAUGAUGUAAAGCCGAAAAAGCCUUUCUGGGCUAGAGGUGGUGGAAAGGUUACUAAAAAAGAAAAAGUACGUAGACGCAAUGUAAGAUUAAGCAAAAUGUUGCAACCAAAAAAUGCGGUCAUGAUUUUGAAUGAAUUGGUGAAAAAUACUUCGUAUAUGGUAGAUGAAUUACCAUUGAAACAUGAAGGUAACCAGUUUAAAGCUACAGUUAUGUACGAAGGAGUUGAACAUGCCGGAUAUGGUCGUAGUAAGAUCCAAGCCAAAAACACAGCUGCUGAAGCUGCACUCAAACAUUACGUGAAAACUAACAAACUGACAGAAGUGAAAAAAGAUGAAGAAGGUAAUGAAAAGAUGGAUGUAGCUGAAGAUGAUGCCAACCAGUCACCUUUGCCAUGGCAACAUGUUGCCUCAUUCGCUCUGUACAAACUCUUCUCUUCAUGGGGGGAAGACCCGAAUCUUGUUAAGAACCAAACCCAAAAUCUUUCCUCUAGUGAAAAAAUGCAUGAAAACAAACCGGCCAAAAAGAUGCCAGACAAUCCUGAGACCAUCAAUCCCUUGAUGCUUAUCAACCAAAUGUUGCCGCAAGCGCAAUUUGAGGAAAUCGGCAAGACUGGCAACCCACCAAAUGUGGUCUUCUCCUUCAAAUGUAUCGUUGAUGAACAUGUGUUUAUGGGAACUGGACCGAACAAGAAGGCAGCAAAGAAAAUGGCAGCUUUUGGAGCGUGCAAUAAAGUUUUGGAUAUUAAAUAUCCACCAGAAGUAUAUUCUCCUAUAUAUUAA
Psylliodes chrysocephalus is the source of this 1290-nucleotide messenger RNA. NCBI's taxonomy places the organism in Eukaryota, Metazoa, Arthropoda, Insecta, Coleoptera, Chrysomelidae. The record is from the annotation of a GenBank genome assembly.